Molecule: messenger RNA, 243 nt
Organism: Prorocentrum cordatum
Lineage: Eukaryota; Dinophyceae; Prorocentrales; Prorocentraceae
Source: the annotation of a GenBank genome assembly
AUGCCGCCUCAGCCCUCGGCCGUGGCCUCGAAGAGCACGUCGGAGCUUCGCGCCGAGAUGCAGCCGCACCGCCUCGUGCCACCGUCGCAGGCGGGUGAGCGCGCGUCUCGCAGCGUGUUUUUCGGCGCGGCGGCGCGGUGUGCGUGCCACCCGUGGGAAGCGCGCGGCUUCGGGCAGAGGUGCUCCCCCUCGCGUACACGAAGUCCCUGGCCACCAUCACGCUGGCCACUCUCGCGGCCCUAG